GCUCCCUUCCAGGUAAAAUGUAAGAGAGGGUUGUAGAUACAAAGGGAAAUGGUCGUAACAAGAAGAAUCUGUGUAGUUCACGGACAAGACAAUCCAACAGCACAGUUUAGACGGGAAUUAACCGUGAUCUCUCUACAUAACUUUAUUGAUAUUGUUCUUGGAGUACAAUGGCUGAAUCAGGACAAAUCGCUGUCCGACCAGAGGGACAGAGUACCUGUAUUCAUCAUAAGGGUAAAACGUUGGAACUGUUCUGUGAGAAAUGUCAGGAUGUGUUGUGUGCGAAAUGUGUGUCCACUGUCCAUAAGGGUCACAAUAUGUGUGAUCUUUGUGAUGUAACAUCUAGUAUUACACAGGACAUACGUAGGUUUGUUGCAGACACGGAGGGGACCAAGCUUCCUAAAAGCCAGGAAAACAUCCGAUGUACAAUUGAUGAACUGGAGAAAAAUUCGGAGUAUUUUGAUUAUCUUUCCGCGAAAGCAAAAACUCAAGCCGAUAGAAUGAAAGAAGAGAUCGACAUUAUGACGGCGGAAACCUUGUCGCUUUACCAGCAGCUCAAGGAAGAGAACGCCCGGCUACUGACCGACUACAAACGCCAACUUGAAGAGGGAUAUGCCAAUCUGUAUAACCAGCAGCAGGAAUGUAAACGUCUUCUCCAGACUGCAUCAGCUAUAUCUAUAUUAGACGCCAGAGAUAAAAUUAAAAGUUUUGCAUUGCAAACAUUAAGCAAACCCACACUGCGAACCGCGAGCUUUGAACCAACAAAAUCUUUGCGAGGACUACUGGAGCAGGCGUUCGGAACACGGAGGACAACAGAACAGUCAACAAGUCAAGCAUUUCUUGACUUUGGUCAGACACUGUCUCUCGCCAGCAAACCUAGAUCAGAUGCUAGGAACUAUCACCCGUUAUCAUAUUUCUCAUUGCUGUCUGAUGUCAAGGUUUUGGGACAAGGCGAACUUCUCAAGUUCUCAUCAACUUCCUUAUCAUGCUCCUCAGCAAACGAGGCAUGUGUAUGUUUUCCUUUGAAUCGAUCACGCUGAAAUAGAAGUAUUUGAUACGGCAUUCGUGAAACAAAAGGAAAUACACAUUGAUGAGUAUAUCGGAUGUAUAUGUAUCGCACGAGAUACAAACCAUAUUUGGGCUCCGGAUAUCAACAACAAAUGCAUAAUAGAAUGCACAUCCAGUUCACUCAUUGUCAGGUUCCACACAAAGGACACGCCCAAUUGUCUCUGUGUUACCAUGGACAAUCAUGUUCUUGUCGGCAUGACAGGACGUGUCACGAAGUUUUCUCUGGAUGGGAAGAUCAUCCUUAGCACAGACAAGAUCAUGUCUGAAAAGCCACCAGUUUCUAACCCUUACAGAAUCCGUGAAUGUCGCGUGUCCUGUAACGUUGUCAUUGUAGACAACACGAAUAACACGGCACCGAAUGGGAGAGUAAUGGUGCUAAACAGAGAACUACAGCAACUCUUUUGUUACUCUGGAGCCACACCUGGACUAGAAAGAUUCCGACCACAAGACGUGGCCUUUGACUGCUUUGGGAAUAUUGUCGUAGCCGAACUUGAACAAAAUGCAUCCUUCUUCUUGAUGACAAGGGUCACUUCUUGAAGAUCAUUUAUACAAGCAAAGCGCCACCUAGAGCUAUCGAUGUUGAUAACAACAAUAUUCUUUGGGUGGCUUCUACACAAAUCGAGCGCAUACAAUACAGUACGAGGUAACUACCACACAUAACAGUAUGGCGACAUGAACAAGUGUUAAUCCAUGAUAUACUAACUACUAAGUAUUUUAUUAUACAGUUUAAUGUGUAGGGAUUAACUGUGUAAAAUGUGAAUUUAUGGGUUUUGUACAGUUUAAUGACCCAAUCUAAAUAUUUUUUUGUUAUUUAUAUCAUUUAAUUUUCAUUUGGAUAAUGUUCUGGAUAAUAUGUUUUGCGAACGAGCGUUAAGGGAAAAGUUUUCUUCCAUUUGAAAAAAAAAUCAAGUAACAAGUAUGAAUAAAUAACACAGAAAGUGAAAUGCCCACAAGUAGUACAAUCGUCGGAUACCACGGUUGAUUGCACUACACUACACUUAUGUGAAAUGUUGUGUAAUGCAAUCAACCGUGGCUACCAUCAACACUACACUUAUCAUAAGUAAUAGUUCAAGUUCAAGUUCAAUUGUUUAUUAGAGUGUCAAAAACCUUACAACAUAUAAAAUACAUCAUAAAAUAUCUCUCUCAAAGUAAGUUAUGUCCAGCCAUUUAUGACUUAUUUAGACACUAUAAAACAAAAUAAAGUAUAAGAUAUUGCAUGCUAAAAGUUAAUAAGGUAAGGUUAUCUCAAGCUAUUAAAAAGUAGCCACGUUAUGUAACAUGAAUAAAAAGCUACGAAAAGUUGCAUCUUCUCCUCCACAUAGCAUAAAGUUGAUUGGCGAGAAGAUUUGGGGGAGAUUUAUCUACUAGAUAUUUGAACUGAUUAAAAAUGUUUGGUUUGUUUUUGUUUAACGCCCUAUUAACAGCCAGGGUCAUUUAAGGACGUGCCAGGUUUUGGAGGUGGAGGAAAGCCUGAGUAGCAG
Messenger RNA from Pecten maximus, 2546 nucleotides. RefSeq names its product E3 ubiquitin-protein ligase TRIM71-like. The record is from RefSeq and is a predicted model, not a curated record. Gene Ontology annotation, molecular function: zinc ion binding; ubiquitin-protein transferase activity. Gene Ontology annotation, biological process: positive regulation of DNA-templated transcription. The transcript is spliced from 2 exons. The coding region runs from base 168 to 1037 and encodes 289 amino acids. Gene Ontology annotation, cellular component: nucleoplasm; chromatin. NCBI's taxonomy places the organism in Eukaryota, Metazoa, Mollusca, Bivalvia, Pectinida, Pectinidae.